AUAUUACAACAAAUCCAAGGGCCACUGCGUGUUAUAUUCUCAACAUUUACCACUUGUAACGCCACUUUGAAUUUGAUUUCCCGAUCCCGGGUUGUACCCAACCUUCUAUUUCCUGGUGUACUAUGCCUUUAAGAGGCUGUCCUCGGUGCUGGGAAUUCACGUCAGUUUCAGCUCACAAACUCUCCAGUUCACUGAGCGCUGGAGAAUAUUUUGUCUUCUUUGGCUUUCAGUUUCUCUCUUCCAGGAAGGGAAAAUUAUCGAAACAUCCACUGUAAGGAGUAGUAUGCCUGGUAGGGGGGGAAACAUGGGAAUUACUUCCCUUUCUACAAAAACCUAAGGCUGAACUCUUGACAUAUUUCCAAAACAAGAAAGACUGCUUUACAGUGAAACUUCUUGGCCCGCAGACCGGGGAGGGCUGGCCAACUGAGGAUUUCUGGGUUGUUUCAAGGAAGGAGAGGAAAGUGGAGAAAGAGAGAGAAAGAAAGAACUUCCUGAUUUGGGGUGAGACAUGUCUGAGGUUCCUGGUCAGCAGCAUUGCAUCAAGCAGGAAAGAAUUUCGUACACACCUGCAGUGAGCCCUGUGCCAGACUAUACUUCCUCUCCAGUACAUGUCCCUGCACCUACAGCGAACAGGAUGGAGGAAGAGCUAGUCCGACUGCCAGCACACCUGCGACUGCAGCCAGUUUACUGGAGCAGGGAAGAUGUGUCCCAGUGGCUGAAGUGGGCAGAAAAAGAGUAUUCUUUGCGACCCAUUGAAAGCAAUACAUUUGAAAUGAAUGGAAAAGCUCUACUCCUCCUAACAAAAGAAGACUUCCGAUACAGGUCUCCUCACUCAGGUGAUGUACUCUAUGAACUACUUCAGCACAUUCUGAAACAGAGGAAGACGCAUAUGAUUUGUCAGCCAUAUUUCUUCCCAGGAAGCUCACUACAAGCACAGCCUGAAGUCGUCUUGCAGCACAACCAUCUGGAUGAUUUGGUUCAGAGAACUUCAAGGCCUGCAGCAGAUAUCCUCCAUAAUCCUCCCAGCAUUGAACUACUUCAUCGGUCUCGAUCACCGGUCACAACCAAUAACCGACUAUCACCUGAGUCUGACCAUCGAUCCUUGAGAUCUCCAUUGGAUAGUACUCCUCGUCACUUGUCACCUGCUGACAGGAAUCAUGGGAUAAGGCCUCAACAAGAGAAUAACAACCAUCCCUCUGAGGAGACUUAUCGACUGUCUGUAUCUCCUGUUGAGAAUAAUCACUGCCCUCAGCCUCCUUCAGAAGUACUCCAUAGACCAUCCAGUCCUAGACAGGAGAACACUCGCGUUAUCCAGCUCAUGUCCAGCCCUAUGAUGCAUUCCUUGAUGCUUAACCAACGGCAUUCAGUUGAGUUCAAGCCCACAAGGCUGGCAGAGGAUGGGUUAAACAGGGAGGGCAAGCCAAUGAAUUUGUCUCAAGAGAUGGUAAAUAGAAACCAUAUGUUGAUACCUACCUAUUCACCUCAUGAUGAACAAGGGCUUCCAAUAGGGCGCAUUGCAGACUGCAGGCUGCUCUGGGAUUAUGUCUAUCAGCUACUGUCUGAUAUUCGAUAUGAAAACUACAUCCGAUGGGAAGACAAGGAAUCAAAGGUUUUUCGAAUAGUGGAUCCUAAUGGGCUGGCUCGUCUGUGGGGAAACCAUAAGAAUCGAACAAAUAUGACCUAUGAAAAGAUGUCCCGAGCACUACGUCAUUACUACAAAUUAAACAUCAUCAGGAAAGAACCAGGACAGAGAUUGUUAUUCAGGUUCAUGAAAACUCCAGAUGAGAUCAUGAGUGGCAGAACAGAUCGCCUUGAGCACCUUGAAUCCCAGGAACUAGAUGAACAGUUGUUCCAGGACGAUGACUGCUUAUGAAAUUUUUUUAUAUUUUGACCGUUUGGCUACUGGAGACGUCUGUCAGUUGCUGAAACAUUAACAGAUGUGUGAAAAGGAAGGGAAGGGCAUGCGCUUUCUCUGGAUAUAGUACACAGUUAUAGGCAUAUUGAAUACAAGCAAAGGUACAGAACAUUUUGGUCUUUCAGAGACUGGUGCCUUGGCUUUUUUUUUUCUUUUGACAUAGGACAAGUGUUUGUGUUUCUGUGGCCAAACAUCACUUUUGUUGGAAAGUUUUCCUAUGGAAACAUUUUCUUUGAACAUCAUAAGUCUACAGAAAGAUUUGACAUUCUGUAAUAUAAUGAAAGAAAGAGCUUAUCCCAAGAAGGGUUGACUUUAUUUCUGCCUAUGGUGGAAAUGACCCUUUCCACUCAACGGGAGAAGGUUGAAGAGCCUGUUGUCAGUUGUGCACUCUACCUUUCCCUUACAUUUGCAGUCUCACUACAAGUGCUGGUUUUCUGUCUGAAUUUGAUUCAUCUUUGCCAUCGUUCAUGAUUCAUAUGAAGACAUCAUAACACAGUUCCAUUAUGAGGACCAACUCACGCAUGCAGAAGACUAUUUCUUUUUUCCUUCCUAUAAUGUUUUAACUUGUUUUAAUUGAAACUUCUUCAGUUCUCAGGUACAGCAUUGCAGCUUCUGGGGAUGCCAAGUCACUAGCACUGGGCUUAUUGUUUAGAAGUUAUUUGCCUUUGUGAUGGGCAAAUAGAUAGGAAUAAAACUGAACUACUGUCUCAACAAAUCAUAUGUUCAGCAACUUUGCUUUGCCAUCCCAUAACAAUGGAGGGCACAGUUAAGCAAAUAGCUGCACAGAAAUAUUCAAUUUGAAUGGUGAGGAUUGAUACUUUAGUACUAAAUAACAGAAUGUAAAGGAGGCAAAGAACUCAAUGACAGAGUUUGAGAGAGGAGCAGCUCAGACUGUGGAGUUACAGACAUAGGUCCACCUGAAAAAAGAUACUGAUUUUGUUGCAGCUUCUUAGGCCCUUAUAGUCUGCACAGAUGCAAACUCAUCUACAGACAAACCUGUGCAGAAAUUUCAAGUCUUUUUCAAAUACGUCUGGUACACAGAAAAUGGCUACAGCACUUCUCAUUACAGCAGCAUUGUAAUCAGUUAACAAUGUAUAAUUAUAGAAAGAUAAUAAGAAUUAUUUUUUUUUAUUUUUAUUAAAUUCAUAGUAUGUUAGCACAGAAACUUUUUUCCCUGCUCGCCUGAAAUUCAUUGUAUCAGAAACAAACCGUUUUUUGAAUCUUUUUGCUGCAUCACUGGUUUUCCAUCUGUGUGCUAGAUUUAUGAAAUAAAAUGGAUCAUCCACUA
Messenger RNA from Protopterus annectens (West African lungfish), 3203 nucleotides. RefSeq names its product ETS variant transcription factor 6 (gene ETV6). The record is from RefSeq and is a predicted model, not a curated record. Gene Ontology annotation, cellular component: nucleus. The coding region runs from base 509 to 1873 and encodes 454 amino acids. The transcript is spliced from 8 exons. Lineage: Eukaryota; Metazoa; Chordata; Ceratodontiformes; Protopteridae. Gene Ontology annotation, biological process: cell differentiation; regulation of transcription by RNA polymerase II. Gene Ontology annotation, molecular function: DNA-binding transcription factor activity, RNA polymerase II-specific; sequence-specific DNA binding.